AUGAGUGACCAGGGCACAUCUGGAGCGAAAGAGAUAUCUAUUCAAGACGAGCCAAAGGAUAAAAAGAAUUCUCGUAAGAAAGGUCGAAGCUUAAAUCCUGCAUUCAAAUCUUGAAGAAGACAUAUGAAUAAAUCUGGAAUAAAUAUGACAUAUUUUCCAGCACUUAAAUUGAGCUCACAGUCAAAUAAUAUUGGCAUUAGUAUCCAAAGCACUUCAAAGAACAAAUCUUCAAACAAAUUUGGUACAAGAAGUCAUGCAAACAGUCCUGAAAACAUGUCUUUUACUGCUGGAGAGGAAGAGAUUGAUUCUGUUCCAAUAUUACAAAGAAAAAUAAUUCAGAAAAAGAAGCCAAGAAGGUACAAGAGUAAGAAAUAAUUCUCCUUUAAGACAAUCAUCUCUUCUCCCGCCGAUACCAGCAGACGUUGUUCCUAAACUUGGUGAGCUAAACUACUUUUCUAAACUGAAUAAAUAAGGAAUAUGAACAUAAGGUAAAACUUCUCCAAAACAGGAUCCAGAAGUUGAAAUAAGGAAGAAAAGAAGGCAAAUCUUAAAAUAAAGCAGACUUCUGAGCGUGCAGAGCAGUAUAUCAAGACCAGGAAUAAGUAUUAUGAGGAACAGAAGAGAAUUAUCAGUCAUCGCUUACAAGUACAGAAACACACAGAAUCAAAACGUAAAGAGAUCAUCAGGAACAAAGAGAGUAGGAAGAAAAAUAUGCAAGAAUUGAAGCAAAAACUUCUUGAAGAGUCAAAGAAGAGGAGAAUUCAGCAGAAAUAAAGAAAGGAAUAAAGCCUUAAAAGCAAAAUGAAUAGAACUUGAAAAGGAGCAUCUUCAAAGGAAGAUCGCUAAUGCAAAGUUAGUUAAGGAGGAAGAGCAAAAGGUACUCCAGAUAAAGUUGCAGCAUGAGAAUGAGAAUCACCUUUCGCUUCAGAAUAAUUAUUACAAAAGGUACAUCAAAGAUGAGGAGCAUACAGAAAGGAACAAGCAGAUGAUCCAUAAACUAGAGCAAACAGAGAGUAAGAUAUUAGAAAAGCUACAGUCAACAAUGGAGAAGCAGGUGACCAUGCAUAAGACCCUGGAAGAACUAGUUAAAACCGGUAAUUCAGAGGGUAAUAUCAGUCCUAAUGUUCAAUAAGC
Molecule: messenger RNA, 1134 nt
Organism: Moneuplotes crassus
Lineage: Eukaryota; Ciliophora; Spirotrichea; Euplotida; Euplotidae
Source: the annotation of a GenBank genome assembly